Truncatella angustata is the source of this 1662-nucleotide messenger RNA. RefSeq lists its product as uncharacterized. The record is from RefSeq and is a predicted model, not a curated record. The transcript has a single exon. NCBI's taxonomy places the organism in Eukaryota, Fungi, Ascomycota, Sordariomycetes, Amphisphaeriales, Sporocadaceae. The coding region runs from base 1 to 1662 and encodes 553 amino acids.
AUGUCUAUGCAACUUCCACGCACCACUUACAUCCCUCCCCAGACCAGAGCUCGCGUGGUCUCUCGCAACGUUGUUCGCAACGGAGUUGCCCGUGUAGUCUCUGGCCCCAUCCCUGCCCCUGUCACCAUCGGUGAGCUUCAAGCAAGCGCCAUUCCCCGAAGCCGCAACGUCUCUGCUGGUUCGGUGGCUUCACUCCUGAUUUCUACUCCUUCCAUCAACGACUCUGCAACCUCCGCUUUGUCUGGUUCCUCCAAUGACAGUGAAGUCGAUCAGUCCAGCCGUUCCUCUACUGCUCCUUCUGUUCAGCCUACUGUCAGUCGUGAUGCCGAUCAGCCGCAGACUCCUACACACUCUUCCACUCGUCAUGCUACUUUCGAAGAUACUGAAGAUGUCGAAGUACGUCUUCGACCAGGUCUGAUUCAAGAUCCGUCUCCUCGUGUCAGUGUUUUGACUGCAGUCAACUCUCCUCUUCGUCUCAGCAACGGCACAGCAGUCAAUCCUCAAAAGCUGCUUCCAAUGGCUGAAGAGCUUGAGACAGCCCGCCUCGGAGGUCGCUUUCCUGUCACUACAGCUCCUUACAUGGAUGCCCAGGCAGUCAUGGACGACUUUGACCAACUUCAGCUUCUAGUCGAGCUUGAGCAUGGUUCACGGGAGUAUACAGAGCUCUACGUCGAGAAUGUCCGCCGCAUCCGCGAGAGGGACUCGGUAGUUCAUCACGAGAACCAUGACGCUCACAUGCGACACACCAUUGAUAACUUGAUGAGAAAUCAGGAUGUCGGUGAAGAUCUCCAUGCCAUCAUUCGUCAGGCAGCUAGGAACGCUAGUGCGAAUGCUGUCCGCCAAGUUCUUGCCGAAAACAAUGGCCAGUCUCUUCAUCAGAACGUUGUUCGUGAGGUCUCCCAGGCUGUCAUCCGAGCAAUGGCCGAGCAUGGUCUUGUUGGUGGUCAGGCUGUUGACAAUGUUGAUGACAUCUUGGAGGAGAUGUUUGGUGUUGUCGAGGCUAGAAUCCUUGAUGCUACCGGUCCUCUUAGACUCAAUGUCAACAACCUUCGCAACCUCAACCAAGCUCACGAGGCUGCUAUUGGUGAUCAGAUCAACCGCAUCGACCAAGGUCUUGGUGAUCAGAUCAACCGCAUCGACCAAGGUCUUGGAAACCACCUCAACCGCAUCGACCAAGGUCUUGGAAACCACCUCAACAACCUCAACACCCAAGUCGGCGCCAUGAACAACCACGUCAGUGCUGUUGGCAAUCAUGUCAAUGCUCUUGGUGCUUUUAUACAUGCAAUCAAUAACACGGUGUCCCUUACCAACAACCAAAUGGGCCAGUUCGGCAACGAGAUCAACAGUCUCCAGCAAAUUGCCAAUAUGCUCCCUACAUUGGUUCAACAGGUGGUUCAACAGGUGGUCCAGCAAUCCGUUCAGCAAAUUCUCCCUGGUGCCGUCCAGACAGCUCUUGUUCAGGCUAUCUCUGGUGCUGCUCAUGCUACCAAUAGCAAAGGCUCAGACAUCACUGCUACGGAAGUCGCUGCUGCCAUGAACGAGGAGACUGUCCAUACCAACAAGGCAAAGAAGAACAAGAAGCGUGGUUUCUGGGCACGACUCUUCAAGGGCUGCAAGAAAGAUGACCGUAAUAGUGGCGCGCCUCCUGGUAUGGCUUGCUAA